Messenger RNA from Pichia membranifaciens NRRL Y-2026, 2299 nucleotides. RefSeq lists its product as hypothetical. NCBI's taxonomy places the organism in Eukaryota, Fungi, Ascomycota, Pichiomycetes, Pichiales, Pichiaceae. Gene Ontology annotation, molecular function: phosphoprotein phosphatase activity. The record is from RefSeq and is a predicted model, not a curated record. The transcript has a single exon. Gene Ontology annotation, cellular component: cytoplasm. Bases 385 to 2193 code for a protein of 602 amino acids.
GGGCCGUCGGCGUCGCUGGGACGGGCCCGGGCUCGGGGCAUGGCUUCGGCGCCCUGAGCGGAGCAGCGGGCGAGAAGAGCACGGAGGACACGGAGAAGGGCAAGGACAGCAAGGGCAAGGACAGCAAGGACAAGGACAGCAAGGACAAGUGACCCUGUAGACACUGUAUAGCACCCGGUGUACACGCUAACGCGAAGGCUCAUCGUGUACGCACGCCCGCAGCAGCGAAACAGCUGCCCUGGCCCUUUUCGCGGACCGCACAGCAGCACGAGGUUGACGGUCCUGAAGACACAGGCAAUGGAGGUCUGCAGCAGCAGGCAGGAGGGCGAAAGGCAGAAGGACCUCUGCGGCAGCUGCCACCCACAAGCCCGUCUGCCGCCCGCCAUGAGACUCAACAAACGGCUCCUGCGCACAGCGCUCUACGCCCUGCUGACCCUGCUGCUGGCAGCAGCCACGCUGUCGGUGCUCAGCAGACCCGGCACGUCCAGCUCUCCCGCACACACCUCCGGCAGGGCCGGGAAGACCAGCAAGGGCCUCUUCUCCGACAUACUGAACCUGCCCGGCACAGACUCCGUCCAGGAGAUAGAGGACCCGCUCGUGCUUGUCGCCGUCGGCUUCGUAACGUGCACCGCGUUCGCCUUCUUUGAGAGCUGCAGCGACGACAUCGGCAAGGUCUACAAGCGUCUCUCGUCCGUGACAGACGACUACUCGGUCAUCCAGACCACCCAUGUCCACAAGUUCCGAAAGGACCUCCGCUCGGGCCGCUCCACUUUCACCACCAUCCACCCGUACGAGGUCAGGGUCCCCUACGACCUCGUCUCCAAAUACAGCAUCCCAGCCAUCGACAGCUUCUUCGUCCACAAUGCCCUCGACGACACCCUCUUGAAAAACACCCGCAUCCCCACCCCCAUCCUCGAGGCCACAAAGAACACAACAAACAUCAAGCUGUUGAACUCUAUGGGCUACUACGACGCCGGUUACGGCCUCUGGUACAGAACUUCCCCCUCCCACAGCACCCUCUACCAUCAGGUGAACUUCUUGUUCAACGCACACCUCGGCGACACCCUGCCAGGCUGGUCCGCCGUCUCUAAAAGACCCCUCACCAUCUCCAAAAACGACGCAUACUCUCUUGGAGCAGACAGAAACAUCUCCGACUUCCGCACGUUCAACUACCAUAAGUUCGACAACGAAGUGUAUGUUUAUGUGAAGGAGAAGAAACCUGUCUACAUUCCGCAGGUAAGCUUAAAGACCCACAAAGAUGGCAAGUUCAAAAUUGUCCAGUUAGCAGACCUCCACCUCACCACAGGGUUUGGAAAGUGUCUCGACCCUUAUCCAAAACUUGACUAUCCGCUCAAAAAUUGUCUUGCUGAUGAAUUCACCCUCGACUUCGUCCACAAAGUACUCGACUUGGAGAACCCAGACCUUGUUGUUCUUACCGGUGACCAGCUCUUUGGACCCGAAACGUUCGACUCGGAGACUGCACUCUUGAAACUUCUAGGCAUACUAAUCCAGCGGAAAAUUCCUUACGCCCUUGUUUUCGGUAAUCAUGAUACCGAAGGUGGAACUCUUCGACCGGGGAUGAUGAUGCACAUGAUAGAAAACCUACCGUACUCAGUCUCCAGUAGUGUACCAGGUAGAGUCGGUCUCGGAAACUACGAGGUCGUAAUUGACGGUGUCGGAAGCAACCCUCCAAUCGUCCUAUACAUGCUCGACUCAAGUCAACCAGGCGAAAAGGGGGGCUACAAGGCGUUCACAGAUGAACAAAAGCAUUUUGUCGAAAGGCUCUCCUCGUAUCAUGAAGAUCACAAGGACCCAAUCAAACUCGCCUUUUUCCACAUUCCCUUGCCCGAGUACACCAACGUCGUUAAUGUCGAUGCAGCGAACCGCCAGGGAAAUUUUCUUGAGGGAGUCGUUCCAUCAAGCCCAAAUACUGGGAUGUUUGACACUUUGAAAAGCUUGAACGUCAGGUUGAUAUCGGUGGGGCAUGAUCAUUGCAAUGAUUUCUGCUUUAACAAUGAUGGGGUCACUCUAUGUUAUGGGGGUGGUACCGGUCUCGGUGGCUACGGUGGCUAUGGUGGCUACAUUCGAAGAAUAAGGGUCUUUGAAAUAGAUACAAAUAGUAAAGAAAUUAUUACGUGGAAGAGAUUAUACAAUGAUCCAGAAACAAAAGUUGACCUUUAUUCUUACACCUGAAAAAAGCUUUACAAUUCUUAAAUAGUAAAAGAUAAAUAAACAUUACUAUAUAAGAACUUGAGAAUGAUGUUGUUCAUUCAAGUCUUAAUUAUUCCACAAACAAACA